AUGAAUAAACAAAAACAAUCAAUAAUGUCAUCUAAUUGGAUUGAUGAUAUUAAAUAAGCAUAAGAUCCACUAGCUCAUUCUUAAAUAUAUAUCAAACAUUUAAAUGAUGGUAAUUAUAUAUGAUUAUCAUAUUGAAAUAAGAAUACUUGUAUCUCAUAAUAAAACAUUGAAAAUUAGAUUAGGGAUAUUUGAAACAGACCUAUAAAUCUCAAAGAUUAUUGUAUCAAAUAAAGUAAAUGAUAAAUAAAAUGAUUAAAAUACACACUAAAAAUAAAAUUAACAGUAAGUUUUAAUAUUAUAAAUAGAGGAACUAAUUAUUAAGGUAUUAAUAAAGAUGAUUUUGAUGAAAAUUUAGGCUAAGCAAUAGAAUAAAUUAAGGAAUUAUAAUAAGUUAUUGAAUAAUUAAAAAAGUAAAAUAUAGAGUUACAUGAAUAAGUGAAAUAAAAAUAAUAUACUAUGAAAUAAACUAAAAUAAUAAUACCUCAUAAAUUUGAAGGGCAUGAUUAUGUAGGUGAUUAAUUAUUGAUUGGAAAAUCUACAUUAGUUAAUGUUAAGAAAAUAUCAUAUGAACCUUAUCAUAAAUCUUCUUUAAAUUAAUAAAAUUCUAAAAAAGAUAAGUAUAAAACAUGUCUAAAGUAUUUAGAUAAAUUUAAAAUUUGAUUAAUUAGAAAAAGCAUUUAGAAUAAGAAAUUCUUCAUUUCAAAGAAACAGGGAUAAUAAGAAAACCCAAACUUGAAGGUCAAGAUUUAGAAAGUAUCAUCAAAAGAUAUGAAAAAAAUAAAACUAUGGCUACAGCACAAGAGAGAUUUAACAAAUAAUUUAAAUAAUAGGAAGAAUUGAAAGAUUAGUAUUUGUAAGCAUUGAUAGAGGAAACUUUUCUAUUGUAAUAACAAUUAAGAUUGAUGACUCAAUAAAAAUCUUGA
Messenger RNA from Paramecium pentaurelia, 923 nucleotides. NCBI's taxonomy places the organism in Eukaryota, Ciliophora, Oligohymenophorea, Peniculida, Parameciidae. The record is from the annotation of a GenBank genome assembly.